Molecule: messenger RNA, 3411 nt
Organism: Penicillium cataractarum
Lineage: Eukaryota; Fungi; Ascomycota; Eurotiomycetes; Eurotiales; Aspergillaceae
Product: ssDNA endodeoxyribonuclease RAD2
Exons: 1
Coding region: 1-3411 (1136 amino acids)
Biological process (GO): nucleotide-excision repair
Cellular component (GO): nucleus
Molecular function (GO): single-stranded DNA binding; DNA endonuclease activity
Source: RefSeq, a predicted model, not a curated record
AUGGGUGUUACCGGUCUUUGGACAGUGUUGCAGCCAUGCGCCCGACCCAUUAAACUCGAGACACUCAACAAGAAACGGCUGGCCGUCGACGCGUCAAUCUGGAUUUACCAAUUCCUGAAAGCAGUGCGCGAUAAGGAAGGUAACGCGCUCCGCAAUUCACAUGUUGUCGGAUUCUUUCGGCGAAUAUGCAAGCUUUUAUACUUUGGAAUCAAGCCAGUAUUCGUCUUCGAUGGCGGCGCACCGGUUUUGAAACGACAGACGAUCGCGGCGCGGAAGAAAAGAAGAGAGGGUCGAAGGGAAAAUGCGACAAGGACUGCGGGAAAGUUGCUUGCUGUGCAGAUGCAGCGGACCGCAGAGGAAGAAGCAGAAGCGCGACGACGGAAUAAAAAACGCCCCCAAGCCGAAGAGGGAGUGGUGCCUGACGCCCCCGUCUACGCAGACGAGGCUCUCAUGAACGAGCAGGAAAGACAAAAGAAUCGAAAGUUCAAGAAAAAGGAUCAAUACCACCUGCCGAACCUGGAUGUCUCGCUUGAAGAAAUGGGUGCCCCGAAUGACCCUCGAAUCAUGUCACAGGCAGAGUUGGAAGAAUACGCACGUCAAUUCCACCAGGGCCAAGAUAUCAACCUCUACGACUUUUCUAAAAUAGACUUUGACAGUCCCUUCUUCCUCAGUCUCCCGGCCACGGAUCGAUAUAAUAUUCUGAAUGCGGCCCGGCUCAGGAGUCGACUGAGAAUGGGUUAUUCCAAAGAACAACUUGAUACCAUGUUUCCAGACCGCAUGGCCUUUUCAAGAUUUCAGAUUGAACGAGUUACGGAACGAAAUGAUUUAACGCAACGACUAAUGAAUAUCAACGGCAUGAACGGAGAGGAGGCAUUCUACAAGUCUGGACAGCGAAUUGCCGGCGAGCGUGGUCGAGAAUACGUCCUGGUCAAAGAUAGCCAAAACGAAGGUGGCUGGGUAUUAGGUGUUGUGGGGAACAAGCAAGCUGGACAUGAAGACAAGCCGAUUGAUGUAGACCAAUAUGGCCUGCCAGACCCAGUCUCGGAGUCUGACGAGGUGUCGGAUGAUGACGAAUUCGAGGAUGUGCCCAUCGAAGGGAUCAACAGACUACCCAAGCUGCCCUUCCUUCAAGAGGGAGUAUUCGAUAACUCUCUGCAGCAGGCUCAAGAAGAUUUAGACUUGCAAAAAGCAUUGUUUGAGUCCCGCAGAAGUCAACAAACUACUUUUGCCCAAAAUGCCGAUAUGAAUGCGCUUUUUGUUCAAGGCGAUCAGGACAUUCUCUCACGACCCCAGUAUCAAGAUUCCGACAUCUUUGAAGAUGAAGACCAAGACGAGCUCGCGAGAGCCCUCGCACUGUCAAUGCAGCCUAAUGACGAUGCAGACGAAGACAUGCCCGAUAUUACUAUCAACCGGCCUUUGCAGACCGUAGCUGCUCCCGAUUCUUUGCUGCCAGAACCGAACUUUGAUGAAAGUGACGACGACAUGGACUUUUCAGCUGCGGUCGCCCAGACAAAGGUGUCCGAGAAGAAAUCUCUCAUUGAGAAUCCUUUCUCCGGGCCGCUCCCUUUCGAAUCUAUUUCACUAAACAAAGCCACUAAACAGCCCGAGGAAACUCCUGAGCUAGACGAAGAUGCAGGUGGUUUCCUUAAGGAGUCUACAAGUAAAAAGAAGAAGGCUGAACCGCUUCCCCCGUGGUUUUUUGGGGAGAAGUUGAGUGAGGAAUUUAUUGAGGAGCCAACCUUCGAGAACGAGGGCAAGGAUCAGAUUGACACACACGAAGAUCACUUGUUCCUUUCAAACCGACGAUCACCGGAUAUCAUUGUGGUUGAUGACACUCCAGAAACUAAGGAAGUGAUCGAUCUAGAGGCAGAGUCGGACCAAAAGGUUCCCGAGGUCCCGAUGCCCACUGAAGCUGUCUCAUCAGUAGACACAGAGCCAAUCAAGGCGGCAUCUCCUCUUCACCCAUCUGCGACUGCAGAGUCUACCGAAGGUGACAUUAUCGAUAGUUCGUUCGAGGACAAAGCUCCAACGGGAGGACCUCACGUAGUGACUCUCGAAGACACGACAGAAGCUAGUGCACCAGGCCGGUCUUCCCAGGAAGAGACAUCUCCCGAGCCCGAGUUUGAAGAUGUCAUGCCCCUAUCUCCCGCUCCUAUUCCAGGCCAAGGCCCUCCUCCUGAGAUUACUAUCGCCACCGAUCGCCAUCCCGAACCGCAAGAGGCGCUUGCGCUUCCUGAGCUGCUCGUCCAAGAUGACGGCGAAUUCAGUGACCCCGAGGAUGAAGAUCUCAUGCGACAACUAGCAGCCGAAGGGGAGGAGCACGUUCGAUUUGCACAAACCCUCAACUCGGAGGUCCUACUUAAUCAGGAAGACUAUGAGAAAGAACUCAAGCAGUUGCGAAACCAGCAGCGGAAAGAUCGACGAGAUGCAGACGAAGUCACUCAGAUCAUGAUCAACGAAUGCCAGCAGCUUCUCCAACUUUUUGGACUGCCAUAUAUCACCGCACCCAUGGAGGCUGAGGCACAGUGUGCGGAGCUCGUCACCUUGGGACUUGUAGAUGGGAUAGUCACCGACGAUAGUGAUACGUUCCUCUUUGGCGGCACCCGCGUCUACAAGAACAUGUUCAAUCAGAGCAAAUUUGUGGAAUGCUAUCUAUCCUCCGACUUUGAGAAGGAGUAUGCGCUUCAUCGGCGCAAGCUCAUCAGCUUUGCACAUCUUCUCGGCAGUGAUUAUACUGAAGGUAUACCGGGUAUUGGCCCCGUCAAAGCCCUCGAGAUCAUCACCGAGUUCUCCAGCCUGGAAGAGUUUCGGGAGUGGUGGACAGAGCUCCAAACCGGAGUCAACAAGCCAGAUGAUACGCAUCUAGCCUUUCGGAAGAAAUUCCGCAAACAAGCCUCCAAGAUCUUCCUUCCACCGUCGUUCCCCAACACCAACGUUGAUACCGCCUACCUCGAGCCCGAAGUCGAUGCGGACCCGUCACAAUUCCAAUGGGGUGUGCCCGACCUGAAUGGUCUUCGGCAUUUCCUCAUGACGACGAUCGGCUGGAGUCAAGAGCGCACCGAUGAAGUCCUAGUGCCGGUCAUUCGAGACAUGAACCGGCGGACGCAGGAAGGCACGCAGUCGAACAUUACACAGUUCAUGUCAGGCCCUCUAGGCGCGGGAGCAUUUGCGCCACGAGUGCGCGGCGGUGGUCCCAGCCGAAUGGAAAAGGCCUUUGGCCGACUGCGGCAGGAGGCGCGUGGUGGGCGAGAGGCUUCACCCAGCCAGGAGGCUGCAGCUGCAACUUCGGCAGGGGAAACAGCCACAAAUGAUCGGCCCGAAGAGGGCUCGAGCUCGGGCAAACGUGGGAAAGCCACCAAAGGAGGCGCCAGUAAGAAGCGAAAGACUCGGGUGGACUCGUCGGCUGCAUGA